AUGACGUUCGUCUGCGACAAGACACCCGAACUAUCAGAUUUUACUCUCAUCACUGGUGACGGAUCUCCGCCAGACGUAUCUGCACCGUUCACUCUUAAUUCCAUAACAUCAUCAACCCCAUAUACCUGGAAUGUCGUGGAAGUUAACGUCGACACCACUGGCCCUUACAUGCAAGGCUGCGGCGUCACAUACACAUCAGAUGAGUUCUUCAAGCCUGAUACACCCAAACUCUACGAUACCAACGGACAACCUCAGUUUGGCUGCAAGAUUGAUCUUCAGGCUGCCAUGGAAGCUGCAUUCUACUGCCCGGCGCCGUAUGUCCUGGACCCACCCAACUGCUUCAGCCAGGUCUACGUGGACGGUGAAGUAAAGAACAUGAGCGACCUCAGUAAAUCGUUAGUGGCAUCUCGAUCCAACCACUUUGUCAUCCUGAGCUUCGACAGUUCACUCGUCGGAGUCGGAGAAACGCUGCGUCAGGCGCCGCCGUUGGAAUGCCGCUGCGUCACCGUAAAGGGCGUCGUUCUCUCCACCAUCCAGAUCGAGAAAUACUACUCCAAGUAG
Babesia ovata is the source of this 561-nucleotide messenger RNA. RefSeq lists its product as uncharacterized. Bases 1 to 561 code for a protein of 186 amino acids. NCBI's taxonomy places the organism in Eukaryota, Apicomplexa, Aconoidasida, Piroplasmida, Babesiidae. The transcript has a single exon. The record is from RefSeq and is a predicted model, not a curated record.